Spodoptera exigua (beet armyworm) is the source of this 7665-nucleotide messenger RNA. NCBI's taxonomy places the organism in Eukaryota, Metazoa, Arthropoda, Insecta, Lepidoptera, Noctuidae. The record is from the annotation of a GenBank genome assembly.
GAAUAAAACAUACUAAAAUGAACGAACAUAAUAAACUAGUUAUCAAAAUGCAAUAAGUGUCGUAUUACGUAAUCGUUUCGGUCAUUCGACCGCCAUUAGUGUGACGUUGUACAUUUUCGCGGCAAAGCCUUCAGUACUCCUCUGCCCUCCCGAGUGACAUUACGUCCUCCGAUUUACGAAAUAAACAAUAAUAUAAAAGUUUUACGAAGUUUCGUCGAUGUUCUGCUUAGGCACGAAACACGGCGGUCAAGUUCGCUGCUAAUAUUUAUGACCCCCAAUCGUGCCACGAAAAUAGUCGAGCGCGCUCGAUGAGUUACUUUUGCAAGCCGAAUUUCACUAAUUAAUUUAAUAUGUCUCUCCAUAGUUGUUACAAACAAAUAUAAGUGAAAAAGUGUUUCUAAUAAAGACAAAUAUAUAAUGAAAAGUGCUAAGUGAUUUAUAUGAACUAUAUUUCAAAUAUAUACGCGUAUGUCAGCCAUUUUGUGAUAAUGCUGAAAAGGAGAACGUCGAAACGGUUCGUGCUCGGAGAGAACAAUGAUCAUCAGUCUUUCGAUGAUGAUGGGCCCACAGAAGUCAUUCCCAACUUGACUCAGAAGUUCCAGAUGACGUUAAGCACGGACCCUGAAGAAGGUCCAUCAAGGCAUAAUGAGGAGCAGCAGAAGCAACAGGAUUUCCGACUUUUAAGGACACCUAAUUCUGGAACAUUGCAGCCGUCUAUGUCCCAGGGCACGGUGAUCCACAGCCAGCGAUUCCAAGAGAAAGACUUCACUGUCGCCACUCCUGAGGAGUUUGUGAGGAGGUUCCAGGGCACUAAGCCUAUUAAUAAGGUCCUAAUUGCAAACAACGGAAUCGGUGCUGUAAAAUGUAUGCGAUCCGUGCGAAGAUGGUCCUACGAAAUGUUCAAGAACGAACGGGCCGUCCGAUUCGUGGUUAUGGUGACGCCCGAGGAUCUGAAGGCGAACGCGGAGUAUAUAAAGAUGGCCGACCAUUAUGUUCCCGUGCCCGGAGGAUCCAACAACAACAACUAUGCCAACGUUGAACUUAUCGUGGACAUCGCUAUACGGACACAAGUGCAGGCUGUAUGGGCGGGAUGGGGUCAUGCGUCCGAGAACCCCAAGCUCCCCGAGCUGCUUCACCGCGCUGGGGUCGUGUUCAUUGGACCCCCGGAGAAGGCGAUGUGGGCUCUAGGAGACAAGAUCGCCUCAUCCAUAGUGGCUCAGACGGCCGAAAUACCCACUCUUCCAUGGAGUGGUAGCGAGCUAAAGGCUGAAUACAACAGUAAGAAGAUUAAGAUUUCUUCUGAACUCUUCGCUAGAGGGUGCGUCACUACUCCAGAAGAAGGAUUGCAAGCGGCGCAGAAGAUUGGAUUCCCUGUGAUGAUCAAGGCGUCGGAAGGUGGCGGUGGCAAGGGUAUCAGAAAAGUGGAGAACCCUGAUGACUUCAACAGCGCUUUCAGACAGGUACAAGCAGAAGUGCCCGGUUCCCCGAUAUUCGUGAUGAAGCUCGCCAAGUCGGCUCGCCAUUUGGAAGUACAACUCUUGGCUGAUCAGUACGGCAACGCUAUCUCCCUGUUCGGUCGUGACUGUUCCAUCCAGCGUCGUCACCAGAAGAUCAUUGAGGAAGCGCCCGCUGCCAUCGCCAAACCUGACGUCUUUAUCGAAAUGGAGAAGGCCGCUGUCCGUCUUGCUAAAAUGGUGGGUUACGUAUCAGCUGGUACAGUAGAAUAUCUGUACGAACCGGCGACAGGCGCUUACUACUUCCUGGAGUUAAACCCUAGGCUUCAAGUAGAACAUCCUUGCACGGAGAUGGUUGCCGAUGUCAAUUUACCCGCUGCCCAGCUUCAGAUUGCCAUGGGUCUGCCCCUAUACCACAUAAAGGACAUCCGUCUUCUCUACGGCGAGUCUCCAUGGGGUCUAUCGCAGAUAGAAUUCGACGAGCCCAAGCAGAGACCCUCGCCGUGGGGUCACGUCAUCGCCGCUAGGAUCACAUCGGAAAACCCUGAUGAAGGUUUCAAGCCCUCCUCAGGAACGGUCCAGGAGCUGAACUUCAGAUCUUCGAAGAACGUCUGGGGAUACUUCAGCGUGGCCGCUUCAGGAGGUCUGCACGAGUUCGCAGACUCGCAGUUUGGCCAUUGCUUCUCUUGGGGCGAGACCAGGGAGCAAGCUAGAGAAAACUUGGUGAUAGCUCUUAAAGAGUUGAGCAUUCGCGGUGACUUCCGUACGACCGUGGAAUACCUGAUCACACUGUUGGAGACUGCCGCCUUCCAGAAUAAUGACAUCGAUACAGCCUGGCUGGACGCACUCAUAGCUGAGAGGAUGCAAUCGGAGAAGCCGAAUAUAAUGCUGGGUGUCAUCUGCGGGUCCAUACUCAUCGCCGACGCCUACAUCACGGCCAACUUCCAAGAGUUCAAGAGCGCUUUAGAAAAGGGUCAAAUCCAAGGUUCCAGUGCCUUAUCCAACUGCGUGGAAGUGGAACUCAUCCAUUCUGGCUCGAAAUACAAGGUGUCUGCCACCAAGUCUGGCCCGACGUCCUACUUCCUCGCGAUGAACGGCAGCUUCAAGGAGAUGGAGGUCCACAAGCUUACUGAUGGAGGUAUGCUACUGUCAAUCGACGGCGCCUCCUUCACGACCUACCUUCGAGAUGAAGUGGACAAAUACAGAAUCGUGAUCGGAAAUCAAACGGUGGUCUUUGACAAGGAGAAGGACCCAUCGAAGCUUAGAGCGCCAUCUGCCGGCAAGCUGAUCAAUACUUUGGUCGAGGAUGGGGGGCAUGUCGAUAAGGGACAGCCCUAUGCUGAGAUCGAGGUAAUGAAGAUGGUGAUGACCCUGGCUGCUCCGGAGUCAGGUAAAGUGACCUGGAUCCUGCGGUCGGGAGCUGUACUCGAUAUGGGCGCUUUGAUUGGAACAUUAGAACUGGAUGACCCCUCCCUGGUGACCACAGCGACCCCCUACAAGGGCCAGUUUCCCAUUGAGGAUAACAACCAGUUGUCUGAGAAACUCAACCAUGCGCACAACAAGUACAAGUCGGUUCUUGAAAAUACAUUACAAGGCUACUGUCUCCCGGAACCUUAUAACACUCCCCGGCUCCGUGAAGUGGUUGAGAAGUUCAUGCAGAGUCUGCGCGACCCCUCGCUACCACUCUUGGAGUUACAGGAGGUACUAUCUUCGACAUCAGGCCGUAUCCCCAUAGCUGUCGAGAAGAAGGUCCGCAAGUUGAUGGCACUGUACGAGCGGAAUAUCACCAGUGUUCUCGCACAGUUCCCCAGCCAACAAAUCGCCAGCGUCAUCGACCAUCACGCCGCUUCGUUAGCCAAGAGGGCCGACAGAGAUGUCUUCUUCAUGAGUACACAAGCCCUCGUAGUGUUGGUGCAGCGAUAUAGGAACGGAAUCCGUGGAAGGAUGAAGGCGGCUGUACAUGAUUUGCUCAAACAAUACUAUCAGGUGGAAAGCAAUUUCCAACUUGGUUCGUAUGACAAAUGCGUUGCGACGCUCCGCGAGCGGUAUAAGGACGAUAUGCAGGCUGUGGCAGACAUAAUAUUCUCACACAACCAAGUCGCUAAGAAGAAUAUGCUGGUAACCCUGCUAAUAGACCACCUAUGGUCGAACGAGCCCGGUCUAACGGAUGAGUUGGCGACCACUCUGAACGAGCUUACAUCCCUACAUCGCGCAGAGCAUAGCCGAGUCGCUCUGAGGGCUAGACAGGUCCUCAUAGCAGCCCACCAACCAGCGUACGAGCUCCGCCACAACCAGAUGGAGUCCAUCUUCCUGUCCGCAGUCGACAUGUACGGACACGACUUCCACCCGGAGAACUUGCAGAAACUCAUCCUCUCCGAGACGUCCAUAUUCGACAUACUCCACGAUUUCUUCUAUCAUACGAACGCUGCGGUAUGCAACGCCGCUCUCGAAGUGUAUGUACGUCGAGCGUACACCUCAUACGACAUCACCUGUCUCCAACACCUCGCUCUAUCAGGAGAACUGGGCGUCGUCCACUUCCAAUUCAUACUGCCGACUGGACAUCCUAACAGAAUCCCAAUCAGCCAAUCAGAAAUCGAGCUGGCCUCAGCUCAGGAUCAGGAAGGUAUACCAGCCGAGCUGUGCACUGCAGCAAUGAGGAAGUGUCACCACCGCACUGGUGCCCUCGCCGCCUUCGAGUCCUUCGACCAGUUCGUACAGUACUCUGACGAGCUCCUGGACCUGGUGCAUGACUUCGCCAGCUCCGCGACUGUUAGGAGAGAGGAUCUGGCCGCGUUGCAAGAGGGCAGUGAAAGUCGGGACAGUACUAGCAUCAACGUUGGUCUAGAUUAUAAACCUAAUGAUCCAGAUAAUGAGGCCCCUCUAGAACCGAUUCACAUCCUAAUGAUUGGCGUACGCGAUUCCGGCGAGAACGAUGAUAGCGCGGUCUCGAGGCGUUUCGGUAACUUCUGCCGGGCGCACAGACAUGAACUACACCAGAAGAGGAUCAGAAGGAUCACUUUUAUGCUGCUUAUCAAACGUCAAUUCCCCAAGUUCUUUACGUUCCGUGCUCGCAACGACUUUACAGAAGACACGAUCUACCGUCACUUGGAACCGGCGUCCGCCUUCCAGCUGGAGCUGUACCGCAUGAGGAGUUACGAGCUGGAGGCGCUCCCUACCAGCAACCAGAAGAUGCAUCUGUAUCUUGGUAAAGCUAAGGUAAAGAAGGGCCAGGAAGUGACAGACUUCCGAUUCUUCAUCCGCUCCAUCAUUAGGCAUCAGGACCUCAUCACCAAAGAGGCCAGCUUCGAGUAUCUACAGAAUGAAGGGGAAAGGGUUCUCUUAGAAGCCAUGGAUGAGCUGGAGGUGGCCUUCUCCCACCCUCUCGCCAAGAGGACUGACUGCAAUCACAUCUUCCUCAACUUUGGACCCACCGUCAUCAUGGACCCGGCUAAGAUCGAAGAAUCCGUCCUCGGUAUGGUGAUGAGAUACGGUCCACGUCUCUGGAAGCUGAGAGUUCUACAGGCCGAGAUCAGGUUCACUCUGCGUAUCGGUCCUGGAGCUCCGACAAAGAAUGUGAGGCUCUGUCUGUCCAACGGGUCCGGGUACUCGCUCGAUAUCUACACUUACGAAGAGGUCUCGGACCCUAAGAUUGGUGUGAUAAUGUUCCAAUCGUUCGGACCCCGCCAAGGCCCGAUGCACGGCCUGCCGAUCUCCACGCCAUACGUGACCAAGGAUUAUCUGCAGCAGAAGCGAUUCUUGGCAACUUCUCAAGGCACGACAUACGUUUACGACAUCCCCGACAUGUUCCGCCAGAUGAUUGAGAGGAGGUGGAGGGAGUGCAUCGAGGAAGGCAGCGUUGAUGGGCCACCUCCAGACAACGUGAUGAACGCAGUCGAGCUAGUCAUCGAGCCAGACGGCGAGAGGCGUGUCGUCGAGGUCACCAGGCUGCCCGGACAGAAUAAUGUCGGUAUGGUAGCAUGGCGUUUAACCCUGUACACGCCGGAAUGCCCCGACGGCAGAGAUAUCAUCCUGAUUGCGAACGACCUCACAUACUACAUGGGGUCUUUUGGACCGCAAGAAGACUGGGUUUACUACAAGGCUUCGGCUUACGCGAGAGAACUGAAAAUACCAAGAGUAUACGUAAGUGUCAAUUCGGGCGCGCGCAUAGGAGUUGCAGAGGAAGUGAAAUCGGAGUUCAAUGUCGCCUGGAUAGACUCUGAACGUCCGGAGAGAGGUUUCAAGUACCUCUACUUGACCCCCGAGUCGUACUCUAAGCUUGGACCCCUGGGGUCUGUGAAGACUACCCUCAUUGAAGACGAGGGAGAGUCCAGAUAUAAAAUUACCGAUAUCAUUGGUAAGGAGGACGGUCUUGGUGUGGAAUGUCUCCGCGACGCUGGUCUCAUUGCUGGUGAGACCGCACAGGCUUACGAAGACAUUGUCACCAUAUCCAUAGUUACUUGCCGUGCCAUUGGUAUCGGAUCUUAUGUUGUACGAUUGGGUCACCGUGUCAUCCAAGUGGAAUCUUCGUACAUCAUCCUGACUGGAUACGUCGCUCUCAACAAGGUGCUGGGCAGAUCUGUAUACGCCAGCAACAACCAACUCGGGGGUCAACAGAUCAUGCACCACAACGGGGUCUCCUCCGCUGUAGCCCCCACUGAUUUGGAGGCUGUGAGAACUGCGCUACGGUGGCUGUCGUUCGUACCUAAGGACAAGAUGAGCCUGGUCCCCAUAAUGCGUCCUGCGGACCCGGUGGAUCGUCCCGUGGAGUGGGUCCCGCCCCGCGCGGCGCACGACCCGCGCCUGAUGCUGGCCGGGGACGCGGCGCGGCCUGGCUUCUUCGACGCCGGCAGCUGGGACGAGGUCAUGCAGCCCUGGGCACAGACUGUCAUCACUGGUCGCGCCCGCCUCGGUGGUAUCCCCGUAGGAGUGGUGGCGGUGGAAACCAGGACGGUGGAGAUCACGUUGCCUGCCGACCCCGCCAACUUGGACUCCGAAGCCAAGACCUUGCAGCAAGCUGGACAGGUUUGGUUCCCGGACUCCGCGUAUAAGACGGCGCAGGCCAUCAACGACUUCUCCCGCGAAGGUCUGCCCAUCAUGAUCUUCGCCAACUGGAGAGGUUUCAGUGGAGGACAGAAAGACAUGUACGAGCAGAUCCUUAAGUUUGGAGCGGAGAUAGUCCGCGCCCUGCGCGGGGCGUCGGCCCCCGUCCUAGUGUACAUCCCCCCCGGGGCAGAGCUCCGUGGAGGUGCCUGGGCCGUCGUCGACCCCUCUGUCAACAACCUCAGGAUGGAGAUGUACGCCGACCCCGAAGCUAGGGGCGGUGUGCUAGAAGCUGAAGCUAUAGUGGAGGUGAAGUUCAAGCAGCGCGACAUCUUGAAGACCAUGCACCGACUCGACCCCGAGCUGCAGAGGGUCGGCGCUAGGAUCUCAGAGCUGAAGGAACAAAUCAAGGAGAUAUCCAAAGGACUGGACCGCAGAGGAUCCGUCGACGAGAGCCUCAUCAGGACUGAUGCUGGGCGCGCUGCCGAAACUCGCGUGCGUGAGCUAGAAACAGAACUGUUAGCCGCUGAGAAAACUGCGAAGGCUCGUGAAAAGGAACUCAGUCCUAUAUAUCACCAGAUCGCAGUACAAUUUGCUGAACUACACGACACAGCCGAAAGGAUGUUGGAAAAAGGAUGCAUAUUUGAUAUAAUCCCCUGGCGUGAUUCCCGACGUCUAUUCUACUGGCGUCUCAAGCGCUUACUGAGACAGAACGAGCAAGAGAGACGAGUCCAGGAAGCCGUCAAACCAGCAGACAGGAUGGAACAGGGUCCUGCUGCAGCAACCCUCAGGAGGUGGUUCACUGAGGACCGGGGAGAGACACAGUCGCACCAAUGGGAGCACGAUAAUGAGGCAGUCUGUAAGUGGCUGGAAGCCCAGGCCGGAGACGAUAACUCAGUGCUGGAGAGGAACCUCAAGGCCAUACAUCAGGACGCGCUCAUGCAGGCUGUCAACAACCUCGUAUUGAAACUAACGCCAUCACAACGCGGCGAGUUCAUAAGAAAACUGUCAGCCUUGGAGAUGGAGCAAUAAUUGUAAUGUUUAGGUAAUGUUUUAAUUACUAGGUCGAACAAAUUCUAGGGUACAUGAUAAUUUAUUGUUGGGGGCUUCUAGCGUAUGCAAGCUGUUUUUCUGUAAUGGCGGGAUGAUAACGGUAAUUUAGUACUUGAAA